AAGGGGAUAAAUCAUGGAAUGUGAUGGCAGUGUGUUCACAUAACAUGUUGUUUACUCACAUCAACGUAGGCUACGAAGGCAGUGCACAUGAUAGCACCGUUUGGAAGCGAAGUUUAGGAGAAGAAAGAAUGGGAUUCCCUCAUCCACCGCCUGGAAAAUACUAUGUAGUUGAUUCAGCGUAUCCUAAUACACUCGGGUACUUGAGUCCCCAUACAGGACGUGAUUUGAGGUAUCAUUUGCCUGAUUUCAAGAGAUCAGGUCCUCCACAAGGAAUGUUUGAGCAUUUCAAUUACCUACACUCGUCUUGUCGAAAUAUAAUUGAGCGGAUUUUUGCGAUUGUGAAAAAUAGGUGGAAGGUUCUACAACCUAAAUUGAUGCCGCAAAUGGAAUUAGGUUUUCAGUUGCAAAUAAUCGUUGCUUGUUGUACUCUACACAAUUUUAUUUGUUUACAUGAACUAGGGAUUCCAUUCACGCACCAAGUUGAAGUCAUGGAGCGAAGAGAAGAUCAUACUAUGUACGAUCCUAACAGAAAAGCAGCUAUAGAUAUUGUACGACAAGAAAUAAUUGAUCAGAUAUGGGAGUCAGUUCAGAGGAAUGCCGAGGUAAUGGAGGAGCUUGGUGGACAAGAAGAAGACGAAGAACUAACUGACUAUGAAAAUUAGUUUAAGUUGUGUAGUACUCUAAUUUUCUCAAUGAGAUUAACAUUAGAAAUGUGUAUAAAAAAAUA
Chenopodium quinoa (quinoa) is the source of this 727-nucleotide messenger RNA. RefSeq lists its product as uncharacterized. The record is from RefSeq and is a predicted model, not a curated record. Bases 24 to 662 code for a protein of 212 amino acids. The transcript is spliced from 3 exons. Lineage: Eukaryota; Viridiplantae; Streptophyta; Magnoliopsida; Caryophyllales; Amaranthaceae.